Messenger RNA from Prunus dulcis (almond), 1070 nucleotides. RefSeq lists its product as uncharacterized. The transcript is spliced from 5 exons. The record is from RefSeq and is a predicted model, not a curated record. NCBI's taxonomy places the organism in Eukaryota, Viridiplantae, Streptophyta, Magnoliopsida, Rosales, Rosaceae. The coding region runs from base 5 to 1024 and encodes 339 amino acids.
AGAAAUGAAACUGUGUUUUGAGCAUGCUAGAGGACAGUUUGGGGGGUUGAACUUAGACCACCAUACUGGGUUGGAGGGUGUAUCACAGCAAGAUGAAAGUCAAAAUGUAAGCGGGGUUUUGCUGGGUAGCCCUGAAGAAGAGGAUGAUGUGAAAUCACUGUUCUUGCAUGGAAAAAUGUAUUUUGAGCAUGCUACAGGACAGUUUGGGGGUUUGAACUUAGACCACCGUACUGGGUUGGAGGGUGUAUCACAGCAAGAUGAAAGUCAACAUGUAAGGGGGGUUUUGCUGGGUAGGCCUGAAGAAGAGGAUGGUGUGAAAUCACUGUUCUUGCAUGGAAAAAUGAUGUCAACUUUCAUUUUGCAGAAAGAAAUGAAAUUGUAUUUUGAGCCUGCUACAGGACAGUUUGUGGGGUUGUACUUAGACCACCGUACUGGGUUGGAGGGUGAAUCAGAGCAAGAUGAAAGUACAGAUGUAAGCGGGGUUCCUGAGGACAUGGACUUGAGUGACAAUGGAGAUGGAGAGGAUGACAUGGAUUUGAGUGACAUUGGAGAUGGAGAGGAUGAUACUGUGGAUGAAGGAGGUGGUGAUACUGAGGAUGAAGGCGCAGAUGGUGAUGAAUUUGGUUUCAAUGAUGGAGGUGACGACUCCUCCGAUGGUGGUCCUAUGUCACUACCCAUUAUGCUAGUAGCAACAUCGCCUCCAAGUAAGAAUCGGAUAGGAUUUGUGCGUAAUUACUUUGACUGUGGCAGCGUACAUGCCCUAGAACUACGGGUGAAGGGUGUCCUCAGACGAGAGUUGAACAGAGAUAAUUACCGCAUCAGCUACUUUAAACACGGGCCAACUGACGAUGGAAUAGAAGUAGACAUAAGUGGAAUGUCGUGGGGUGAGGUCAUAGAGUCUGAGUUGCAAGGUGCUUUUGCCCACGACGAUCUAGACCCCGGACAUGAUGCAGGAGCUUCUUGUAGCAGGCCCAAGAGGAAGCGCGAAGAGCCAACUUAUCUCAAGGAUUAUUACACCUACUAGUUUCUUAGUUACUGUUUUGGAGCAAAGGAUGCUUUAUAAUACGGUG